Messenger RNA from Episyrphus balteatus (marmalade hoverfly), 802 nucleotides. RefSeq lists its product as uncharacterized. The transcript has 2 exons. Lineage: Eukaryota; Metazoa; Arthropoda; Insecta; Diptera; Syrphidae. The record is from RefSeq and is a predicted model, not a curated record. Bases 261 to 764 code for a protein of 167 amino acids.
GAAGGCCCGAAGGGCCACAUAUUCUACAUUAAAACGGUUUUAUUUGUUAAGAUAAAUGUUUGCAUGAUCAAGUAGGUGUGUCAAGAAUAUUGAAAUUUUGAACUUUAUUCAGUAUUGGUAAUUUAUUCGUUAACUAAGAAUUCUAAAUUAGUUAGUUGGGUCGAUGAAAGUUUGAAGAAUUUUUAUAUAAAAGCUAGCUUAUUCUAUCAUCUAGUUUAAAAGGUAAUCACUCUUUGCUGAAACCAGUCAAGUUAUUCACCAUGAAACUAUUGCCAAUUGUUGUGUUAAUUUUGGUUGCGAUGGUCCUCAGUUCAUCCGCUGAAAAGAGGAAAGGUAGUAAGUUGGAAAAUUCCAAUCGGAAUCGCGAAAAGGACAAUGCAAUAAGGAUGUGGUUCAAUAAACAACAAUCAUCAUCAAAGCCAACAAUUUUGGUGGUGAGCGGAGGCGGGGCCGGAAUGAUGACUAGUGGUACAGGAGGUAAUAGUGGAACUAGUGGCACUGGAGGUAAUAGUGGAACUAGUGGAACUUUCGGUUCUGGCAGAUAUCGUGAGGAAUAUGAAGACGAAGAUGAUGAAAUUGAUCAAUUUGAUGAUGAAGAUGAAAUUUUGCUUGGAAACAAGAAACAAAAAAAUGUAUUGAAACUUAAAAAGAUCAAUGGAAAGAAUCAAGGUUAUAAGUUAAUUAUUCCUUCCAUGUAUUUGCGUAAUAGUGAAAAAAAUACACAAGCAAGAAAAUCUGGAGCAAUGAAAAAACGUCGCCAAUAAGUCAAAAUAUAACUUGGACUUAAUGUUAACUAUGAAUU